Messenger RNA from Penaeus vannamei (Pacific white shrimp), 657 nucleotides. The record is from RefSeq and is a predicted model, not a curated record. Lineage: Eukaryota; Metazoa; Arthropoda; Malacostraca; Decapoda; Penaeidae.
AUGGCGCUCCUGGCUCGGGACCGCCGCGUUGCCUCUUCGGAAUUUACCCGCGAUUAUUACAGGUCUUCCUCCGCCCCCGCCGCCCUCGCCGCCCGCACGCCCAUCUCCCGCGAGCAGCCCUAUGCCCCCGCCGUGCCGCCCAGGGUGCCCGGUCAGGUGGGCGGCGACGCUUGGUCCCCCGCGCCGCCCAUCAACCCGGCCGUGUGGCGCGCCUCCCACUCCGCCAAGAUGCACGACGCCCGCGCCCAGAUUUCCCGCGGCGAGAGAACCAGGGAGGAGAACCGGCGCGCGUGCGAGGAGACGGCGCAGCUGACAGCCGGGCAUCAGCAGGAGGUCGAGCGGCGUCUGGAAGACCGCCUCUGUGACGUCACUUUCUGGCGGGAUGAGGUGUCGACGCGCUACGCCAGCCUGGACGAGGACGCGGCCGACCUCGCCGCCCUGCGCGACCGCCUCAUGAAGGCGCUGCACCUGUACGUGCGGCCCCUGGAGGUGGCGCGGCGCUGCAUCGCCUUCAGGAAGGACCGGCAGGGCGUGGAGGAGGUGGAGGACGAGGCCUCGACGGCGCUGAGGCAGGAGGUGCAGGAGCUCCUUCGGUGCCGCGACGCUCUGCAGAGGUCGCUGGAGGACACGCAGAAACAGGUGGGGCGCGGAGGGUAG